This is a messenger RNA of Gadus chalcogrammus (walleye pollock), 1922 nucleotides long. Its product is annotated as zinc finger protein 316. Gene Ontology annotation, biological process: regulation of transcription by RNA polymerase II. Gene Ontology annotation, molecular function: RNA polymerase II cis-regulatory region sequence-specific DNA binding; DNA-binding transcription factor activity. Bases 265 to 1917 code for a protein of 550 amino acids. The record is from RefSeq and is a predicted model, not a curated record. NCBI's taxonomy places the organism in Eukaryota, Metazoa, Chordata, Actinopteri, Gadiformes, Gadidae. The transcript has 6 exons.
AGCAUCCUCAAGCAGUGUCGAAGGAGAUGAAAAGGAAAACAGUGCCCGGGAGAGAGAGGGAAGAAGUUGGAUUAAUUUUCUUUGUCACUUCGUCCGUUUUCGGAUCACUUUCGACCGAGUUGGUCUUGCGAUCCUUUCGUUAAGCCAUCGAUUCGCUCCUAGACUUCUGACCUCUCCCCUCCAGAUACCAGAGACGGUGAUCUGCGUCAUCUGUUCCCCCAGUCCCUUUUUGUGUGUGUCCGCUCGGACCCGCAGUCAGCGAUCAUGGAGGAGACCGUGACUACGUUCGAGACCCACUUGACAGCUGUCAUGGACAGUCUCAUCCGUGCCUCCGUGUGUGAGAUCACAAAACUCUUUCAGGAAACAGUCAACGAUUACAUCGUGGAGCUGACGCUCAACAGGAAGGAGAACGAGACUCUGAAACUUCGCCUCAGGUUGACUGAGAACAAAUUGAGGAACGAGCGCAAGUACGGCAUGGGGUGGGCUGAGAACCGGAGGAACGCCGGGCUGGCGGUACAGGAGGAUGGAGUAAGUGGACGAAAGAAACGAAAACGCGAAACGCCUCGAGGCAAGCAGAAGCAGGGCUCCGCCGUGGCCUAUGGCAAGGGCUGGCCGGGGGGUUUGUGGGAGGAAGGAGAGGAGGAGGAGGACAGCGGCGGGCUGCCGGUGGAGGACGAGGAAGGGGAGGGCAUGCUGUGCCGAGAGGGGGAGGAGAUGGGCAACAUCAAAGAGGAGUUCGCCCAGCAUGAGGGCUACCAACCCGCCUCCCUGCGACUCAUCAAGGAGGCCCUGAAGAUGGACCCCCCCCACCAGAACCUCCAGACCAGCUCCCGGUCCCACAGCGAAGGCGAGCUCUCCGACCGGCCCCCGGCCCUCCACCCAGGGGAGAGGGGCGAGGAGGAGGAGGAAGGAGAGGAGUGGGAGAUGGGCUCCACGGAGCCGUCGGAGGGCGGCAUGAGCAUGGACGAGCUGCGGGGCCUGGAGACGGCGCUGCGCGCGGAGCGGGGCCGCGAGCGCGCCGCCCAGAGGGCCUCCAACUCCGUCAGCCCCGUGGCGGACGCGGCGGACGCGGCCUCCGGUGCCGAGGGGCCCCUGGCCCCCAAGUACAUCGGCCUGGACGGGCUGGAGCAGGAGGGGGAGCUGGACCCCCAGCCGCCCACCCUGCAGAGAGAGGACCUGACGGGGGCCCACGGCCGCUCCCAGGAGGGCCUGAGGUCCGGGGGCUCGUCGGUGGGGGGGACCCCGCGCUGGGCCAAGAGGCUGCGGGAGGGCGAGCUGGCGGGGGAGGGCAUGGGGGAGCCGGGGGAGGGCCCCGAGGACCUGCCCUACCUGUCGGCCCCGGGGAGCGUGGGGGACAGCGUCGGCGACGAGGACGAGGGCGGCGGCGACCUGCUGCACUUCUGCACCCAGUGCGGCGGGGGGUUCCCCUCGGGGGCGGAGCUGGAGGAGCACCCCUGCCCGCUGGGCAGCGCCCACCUGCAGGGCGGCGAGCCGGCCGCCACGCCCUUCCCGUGCGCGUCGUGCGGCAACGCCUUCAGCCACGCCUGGGCCCUCAAGAACCACGAGUGCGCCUGCGCCGCCGAGCGGCCCCACUGCUGCGAACUGUGCGGCAAGCGCUUCACGCACACGCGCUCGCUGGAGCGCCACCAGCUGGUGCACACGGGCGAGCGGCCGCACCGCUGCCCGCAGUGCGGCCGCAGCUUCAGCCGCCUCGGCAACCUGGAGCGCCACCAGCGCAUCCACACGGGGGAGCGGCCAUACGGCUGCGAGGCGUGCGGCAAGCGCUUCAGCCGCGUGGAGUACCUGAAGAGGCACCAGCAGAUCCACAGCGGGGACAAGGCGGCGGCGCUGCAGUGCGCGCAGUGCGGACUCAGCUUCGGGGACGUGGAGCAGCUGAAGAGCCACCAGUGCUAUUAGCACGG